This is a messenger RNA of Neolamprologus brichardi, 2099 nucleotides long. RefSeq lists its product as uncharacterized. Gene Ontology annotation, biological process: cell surface receptor signaling pathway; T cell costimulation; positive regulation of T cell proliferation. Lineage: Eukaryota; Metazoa; Chordata; Actinopteri; Cichliformes; Cichlidae. The record is from RefSeq and is a predicted model, not a curated record. Gene Ontology annotation, cellular component: external side of plasma membrane.
GAAACGAGUGACACAUGACAGCUGUUUUCCUUUCAGUUCUUUUUAGGCUGGAGAGGUGAACAGAACCUUAAGAUAAUGAUUGUGGCCAAGUUUCGAGUGGUUGUGGUGGUCUUUUUUCUAAGCUUCUUCUGGACUUUUGCCAAUUGUGAUGUAGCUGUCUCCUGUGAUUUGAAGGACAACUGCAUCUUACCAUGUCAGUUUCAGCCUGGUCCUGAAGAGGUCAUCCACUGGAUGACAGAAAACAUUGCUGUCCACUCAUUUUACUACAACAAAGAUCAACUUGGAAGCCAGAACCAGCGCUUCAAAGGCAGGACGUCAAUCUUUAAGGACCAGAUCUCCAGUGGAAAUGCCUCACUACUGCUGAAAAAUGUGAAUUCUCAGGAUGGGGGCAGAUACAGGUGCUACACCAGCACCACCAGAGGAAACCAAGAGUUGUUCAUCCAGCUGACUGUGGAUGUUCCAGUCCAAAACGUUAACAUUGAGCAGUCAGGAGAAAGCAUCAUCUGCAGGUCAGAGGGGAUCUCCCCUGAACCUACACUCACCUGGUCUACAGAUCCUUCUUCCUCCAUUGAGUCAAAACCCAGUGUCCAGCAGAACGGACAACUUUACAGCAUCAGUAGUUCUCUGACACGCUCAGAAAUUGAUGCUGGUUUAAAUUAUACCUGCACUGUCAGCACAAGAAAAAGCAGAAGAACGGCAACUUUAUUUAAACUGAAUAAUGUCACUGGUUCUGAGUCUGAAAGAACAAUCCAGUGCUCUGACUCAAAAAGCCCUGUAACUCGUUUCAUCUGGAGAUUCGACCACAGUCAGAUCAUCGUGACUGAGAGUGAAGUCGGGGGAUCUUACACAGCUUCAGAGGAGUGGAGGCCGUAUGUGAAGAGUGUUUCAGAGACAGGAAGCCUCACACUACAGAACUUAUCUACAGAUAAGAAAGGAAUAUACACGUGUGAACUCAUUAAUGUUGAUGAGACACUAAUAAAAAGUACUUUUCUUCAGAUUACAGAAGAGAAAUCACAUAAAGCCAUGAUCAUAGGCGUGGUGUUGGCAGCAAUAACCACUCUGGCAGUUAUUGCUGCCAUAGUGCUGCUGCGUGUCUGCAAAAACAAAACAGCCAAGAAAAACAAAAAUAAGGAUGACAAGAAUAACGAAAAAGAAAGCACAGCUGCUGAAGAGGAGAGUUUGAAAAGUUGAGUGAGAAGUGAAUCUGUUUAGUGAUUUAAUGCCCACAAAUCUCUAAUGGAGCCACUGAUGAGAAACUAAAGAUGAUGAUGGACAGAGGUCGGACAGUGAAGUGAAGUUUUUUUUGUAAAAAUAAAAAGUAUUCUGACUGAAUGCUUUCAGUCACCGUUUUAAAGACUUAACCAAAGGUUGCUGUAUCUACACUGUUCAAUGAAGAAGAAAGACACAUUGCACUUUGACAAAAAGGGUACCACAAGACAUAAUUCUACAGUACAAAAUGCUCUACUACUUUUCCUUGAUGGGAGAGACUUGACAGACAGGAUUAUAGUGACUGAGUAAUCACAGAUCCUUGAAAACUCAACAUUUGGGGUACUUUCUCAUUCUUUUUACUAAUUCUUCUUAAUGGAAUAUUUUUGUGUACAUAUAGGCACGUUGACAAGAUGAAAAUAAUAUGGAACAAAAAAAGAAUCAACUACGUCCUCUUAUUAAACUCUUGAUGCUAAGCCGUCUGGGGUGAACAGAAAUUAGUUUUCUCCUGGAGUAUCCAUCCUACUUCCAUCCAUAGCUACUUAUUCCAGCAACUACAGGGCAAGAAGCAGGGACAGGUCGCCAAUCUGAUGUAGGGCUAACACAGAGAGACAAACCACCAUUCACACUGGGAUUCAUACCUAUACACAAUUUAGAAUUAGCAGUUAACCUAACCCCACUAACUGCAUGCCUUUGGACUGUUGGAGGAAGCUGGCGUAACCAGAGAGAACCCUUUAUAACACAGGGAGAACAUGCAAACAACCCUUUCACAUCUUAUUCAGUUCAGGCAACAUGAAUAAAAAAUGAAAAAAAAACGCAAAAAAAAAAUUCUCUCUGAUCGAUGAGAUAUGUGAUAAUAUAUUAUGUGAUAAUUAUUAAAAUAUUUUUGGAGA